Protopolystoma xenopodis is the source of this 444-nucleotide messenger RNA. NCBI's taxonomy places the organism in Eukaryota, Metazoa, Platyhelminthes, Monogenea, Polystomatidea, Polystomatidae. The record is from the annotation of a GenBank genome assembly.
AUGUGUGCAAUUUCAGCCACUUGUGAAGAGGGCAGAGUCCACGUCUGCUAUGCACCUCACCAAACGGCGCCUCAUGCCCGACUCAGCAUGUUGUUGGCCAUGGGCCAGGCAGCGAUUAGACUCCGACCGCCCAGAUGGAAACCUUCCACUUCACGGCUGGCGGCUCAAUUGCAGCCGUCUAUUGUGUCGUCUUCUGUCCACCCGGAUAAUCUGUCAUCAUCAUCGUCAGCAUCAUUGUUCCCACAAGGAGGCCGACACUUAACGGGGUCGAGGAGGAAAGUGAACGACGACAUGAUGAAUGUCAAGGUGGAGUCUGGUUCGGGUCAGGGUUCGGAUCGGAAGUCUCAGAUGGCUGCGCCACAGCCCCACCUUGAGCCCAGAGAGGCCUCCUUGCUGACCGACUUGGACGCUGGAGAGGCAACAAUGAGCUCACGAUCGGAGUAA